AUGGUAUACUACGUCUUGGAGGUUCACUACUGCGGAAGGAAGGCAGAGUUGGCCCUUCUGCAUAGACGCACCGCCGCUGGGUACGUCGAAACCUUUCUCCAGGACGACCUGCAAAGCCUCGACAUCCCGCGCGAACCUGCGGCCAUCGUCACGAGUUUCUGGAGAGACGACGUGCCAGUGGUGCGAUGCUCGUGGAAUGCCGAACAUCCCACCGACGACUUGGACGCUCUCCAUCAGGCACUAGUAGUGUUCACGCCAACGGCGCGAGCAAUACGCACAACGCGGAUGCGUAAAGUACUCAAUGACAAACUGCGCGAGUUGCAAAUUACGGUGCUCACUGCCGAGUUCCGGACUGAACCUGUAGCGGUGAAGCAAGAAGUGGCAGACGACGGCAUCGCACUCUGGGGCGCCGCGAAGGAGAACGCACCGCCAGGCCAUCAGGACGCGCCGGCCAAUCCAGGACAUCGCAGCAGAGUCAAGCCCGGCGCUCUGAAGACGGCUCUGGACACUGCAAUCGCUGCAGCGGGCGCGCGCCUGGAGGCACUCGGGCGCGACGUGGAGGCCCGCCAGGAUGACAUAGUCCAGACGGGAGAGUGGCUCGAUCAGUAUGAGGCACAGCUGCAGGCGAGACAGAUGGCGCUUCGCGAGCGUGGGAUGGACUCGGAGACGGCUAACGCGCGGAAGGAGGAGGCGUUGACCCGAGUCGAGGCCCACUUGUCUGAGACGCUGACGGCGCUCAAGCACAGGGACACCCAGAUUGCUGACGCACGAACCCAGCGGGCGAAAGUAUGGGCCCAGCUGGCAGAUAAACAGACCAACUUCGUCAAGGGGCGCAUGCAGCUGACCCAAGUGACCGCAGAGCGAGAUCUACUCGCGCAGAAGAAAGCGACGCUUCAGGCGGACCUUGUGCAGGCGAGGAUGACAGAGGAUGAACAACAGGCUCGGCAUGACACGAUUGCUUCGCUGCGGGCGGAAUUGGGGACACUGGGACCGGAAGUGCAGGCAGUACGAGCGGCUAUUGCUGUGACGGAAGAGGAACUUCGCCAGUUGGAGCUCAGCACACAAGCUGAGAUCGAAAGGCAAAUGAUCGUGGAGCGAAACACCCAGAUCUUGAGCGAGAAGUUCGUCCAGACACAGUUGGAUCUGAUGGGCGAGGCUCUUGCCCUUCGCCAGCAUCUAGACACGCUCAUGCAGCAGCUAGAGGAUGAACGCGCUGUACGCAGGCGCAAUGCGGAAGAGCUAUUCUCCACCGGCCACACGGAGGCCUUCGGUGUGUUAUCUCCUCAUGACGUUCGCGAGCGUGCCCUAUUCACGAGUGUCUUCCACAUGUAG
This is a messenger RNA of Fomitopsis serialis, 1332 nucleotides long. RefSeq lists its product as uncharacterized. The coding region runs from base 1 to 1332 and encodes 443 amino acids. The record is from RefSeq and is a predicted model, not a curated record. NCBI's taxonomy places the organism in Eukaryota, Fungi, Basidiomycota, Agaricomycetes, Polyporales, Fomitopsidaceae. The transcript is spliced from 9 exons.